Phlebotomus papatasi is the source of this 700-nucleotide messenger RNA. RefSeq names its product collectin-43-like. The record is from RefSeq and is a predicted model, not a curated record. NCBI's taxonomy places the organism in Eukaryota, Metazoa, Arthropoda, Insecta, Diptera, Psychodidae. The coding region runs from base 69 to 536 and encodes 155 amino acids. Gene Ontology annotation, molecular function: carbohydrate binding. The transcript has 2 exons. Gene Ontology annotation, biological process: biological process involved in interspecies interaction between organisms. Gene Ontology annotation, cellular component: external side of plasma membrane.
UACUCGCUUAGUAGAUUAAGAAAUGUCUCUCACUUUGUCAGUAUCACAAUAUCAGCAAUCAAAUAAACAUGAAGUUUCUCUACGUUUUCUUACUUUUAAUAAUAAAAGAACAUUCAGCUCUAGAUUUUGAAGUUCAUACCUUGCAAAAUAAAACAAUUCACAUCAGUCAAGAAAAGCUCGAUUGGUAUGAAGCAAUUAGCACUUGUGAGGAUAAUGGAUUGGAAAUGGUUACUAUUAAGUCAAAGGAGGAAGAUAGAGCAAUUCACCAAGUGAUUAAGGAUAUGAAUUCUGAAAUCCUAAUUGGUGGUUUUCGUUUCGAUCGGGAAGAUAUUUGGCGAUGGGAUAACGAUAGAACUGCUCUGGAUUAUACAAAUUGGGAUAGUGGUGAACCGAAACAAGAAUCCAGUGAUGAACCCAGAAUCUACUGUAUUUUCAUGAAGCCCAGUGAUGGCCAUUGGAAAUCCAAAUGGUGCGCAGAGGAAGCUAUUUUUAUUUGCCAAAACAGUGAUGAGAAUUCUAAAGACUUAGAAAUAUGAAUUAUGUUUAAUUAAACUCUGUUACAAGUAAAAAUGAAACGAUACAACUCAAAAUCUGUAAAAUAUUUUAGUAAAUUAAUUUUUAAUUUUUAAAAUCGAAAUACAGUGCAAGAUAUUUAAAAUUGGAAUGUCGUAAUUUAAAAUAAUUAUUUUAGAAUCUGAAG